Molecule: messenger RNA, 2216 nt
Organism: Dioscorea cayenensis subsp. rotundata (Guinea yam)
Lineage: Eukaryota; Viridiplantae; Streptophyta; Magnoliopsida; Dioscoreales; Dioscoreaceae
Product: K(+) efflux antiporter 4-like
Biological process (GO): proton transmembrane transport; potassium ion transmembrane transport
Cellular component (GO): membrane
Molecular function (GO): potassium:proton antiporter activity
Source: RefSeq, a predicted model, not a curated record
CCUCGACCUCGUUAUCACUUAUCACUCUCUCGCUCACCGUCAUACUCUGGGAUCUCGCUCGGGAGCACGAUCCCACGCCGCCGCGAGGCUUCGCCGGCGAUGAGGAGCCGACCCUGGCGCCAUGGGCUUCUCGGAUCUCGGCUUUUGAUCUCUUUCGUGUGUGGUUUACUUCUCGGCUCUUCACUGGUGAUUGCCGGAGAUGCGGAACGGGGCAAUGGGACGGAUAGCUUUGCUGACAUGUUUGAUCGGGCGUUGCAGAAGGAGUUCUUUGAGAGCGAGCAGAAUGAAACUGAAUCAGGAAGCUUUAACAACAGUGUAACUGAGAAUCAGGCAGUUCUUGAAACUGUUGCUAGGGUUACCACAAAGAAAAAUGACACCAAAGAGGAGAAGUCAUUUCAGUUCCAUGAUGUUUUCAAUCUGGACAGUGAGAAUAGGGCAGAGGACAUGCCUACUUUAAUAGAUCGCAAGGAUAAUGUCUUUAUCAUAUCAAAUCCAAAGUCAAAAUAUCCAGUACUAAAAUUAGACCUGAGAUUGAUAUCUGAUCUCGUAGUGGUCAUUGUAUCUGCAACUUGUGGCGGAAUUGCCUUUGCUUGUGUUGGACAACCGGUGAUCACUGGCUAUCUGCUCGCAGGAUCUGUUAUUGGACCUGGUGGUUUUAGCUUUGUUAGUGAAAUGGUGCAAGUUGAAACAGUUGCUCAGUUUGGGGUCAUAUUCCUUCUUUUUGCACUGGGGCUUGAGUUUUCUAUGACUAAGCUGCGGGUUGUUCGUGCUGUUGCUGUUCUUGGUGGGCUGCUCCAAAUUUUUCUAUUCAUGUGUUUAUGUGGCAUAACUGCCUCGUUAUGUGGGGGUAAACCUUCAGAAGGUGUAUUUGUUGGUGCAUUCUUGUCAAUGUCUUCGACUGCUGUGGUUUUAAAAUUUUUAAUGGAAAGAAACAGCAUCAACUCUCUCCAUGGUCAAGUUACAGUUGGCACCCUUAUUCUUCAGGACUGUGCUGUGGGCUUGCUUUUUGCUCUCCUCCCUGUUUUGGGUGGCACUUCUGGCAUUCUACAAGGAGUGAUAUCAAUGACCAAAUCGUUGGUUGUGCUUUGUACUUUCUUGACUAUCCUUUCCAUACUUUCACGAACUUGUGUACCGUGGUUUCUGAAGCUGAUGAUAAGUCUUUCCUCUCAGACCAAUGAACUUUAUCAGUUGGCGGCAGUCGCGUUUUGCUUACUUGUUGCAUGGUGUAGUGACAAAUUGGGCCUUAGUCUUGAACUUGGUUCAUUCGCUGCUGGAGUGAUGAUAUCAACAACAGAUCUAUCACAGCAUACCCUUGAACAGAUCGAACCCAUCAGGAAUUUUUUUGCUGCUCUUUUUCUUGCAAGCAUUGGUAUGCUAAUUCAUGUUCAUUUCCUAUGGAAUCAUGUGGAUAUAUUGCUAGCUGUAAUUUUGGUGAUCAUAAUAAAGACAGUAGUUGUGGCAACUGUAAUAAAGGGAUUUGGCUACACAAAUAAGACUUCUCUUCUUGUUGGUAUGUCUUUGGCACAGAUUGGAGAGUUUGCUUUUGUUCUUCUAAGUCGUGCUUCAAAUCUUCGUCUUGUUGAGGGAAAACUAUACCUUCUACUCCUAGGAACUACUGCUCUCAGUUUGGUGACCACUCCGUUGCUCUUUAAGUUGAUUCCUGCUGUCAUUCAUCUUGGAGUUCUUUUAAAAUGGUUCCCACCAGAUAACAGCCAAAAUGAGAUGGUGUUUAAAGGCGAUAGCAUUCGUACUGACAGUGGUAAGCGCAUUGUCCUGAUGGUCCAAGAGUCCCAUGAUUCAUGAAAAACUUGGAAAUGUACAUGAAGCAAUGUGGAAGAGUGGGUUUUUGGGGAUAACUUCUGGAUUCUCCAUAAGACAACCAGUUCAUAAGAACCAAAGAAUGUUCUGACCAGUAUCAUCAUUGGAGAAGUUUUACGCCUAAUGCCUCCAAUUUGGUGACAGAAAAAAAAAACUGCAAUUAAAAAGAACAUCGAUACCUCUUGAAGUCUAACACACUUGGUUUUGCUCUUCUUUGUCUUUCAAAUCACAUCCUCGCGUGUGAAUGAGCGAGCUUCUGCUCGUUGUUAUGUAAAUUAUUUCGAUUUUCUUACAUGAUUGUUCAUAGCUGAGAAACAUCCAUUCUAGACAUUAAACAGAGUGUAGAGUAUGUUAAAUUACUUUUGUUCUUUGAAAAUUUUCCCAAGUUCCAGAUAUUA